Messenger RNA from Akanthomyces muscarius, 1557 nucleotides. RefSeq lists its product as uncharacterized. Gene Ontology annotation, molecular function: diacylglycerol O-acyltransferase activity. NCBI's taxonomy places the organism in Eukaryota, Fungi, Ascomycota, Sordariomycetes, Hypocreales, Cordycipitaceae. The transcript has 3 exons. Gene Ontology annotation, biological process: triglyceride biosynthetic process. Gene Ontology annotation, cellular component: endoplasmic reticulum membrane. Bases 1 to 1557 code for a protein of 518 amino acids. The record is from RefSeq and is a predicted model, not a curated record.
AUGUCCGACGCCACGACGACGGGUGUCGCAACCGCGUCGACCAGGAAGCGCAGAUCAACAAGCACCACCGACAAGCAGACGCAGCAACAACUCCACGAGCAGCAGCAGAAGCAGGAACAGGAACUGCCCUCGGCGCCGCCCAAGACGCGCUCCUCGCGUAGCAGCAAGCCCAAGUCCAAGUAUCGCCAUGUUGAGGCCACGCACUCCCUCGUCCGCCCGUCCUGCCUGAGCCACGAUUCCAACGUCUCGCCAAGCUUCUUGGGCUUCCGUAACCUUAUGGUCAUUGUUCUCGUGGUUGGCAAUGUCCGAUUAAUGAUUGAAAAUAUUCAAAAGUACGGCGUCCUCAUCUGCCUCAAAUGCCACGACUUUCGCCGCCAUGACGUCGUCAUGGGACUCGGCCUCUUCUGCCUCAUCCCCUGCCACCUCUUCAUCGCCUACCUCAUCGAGCUGGCCGCCGCGCGCCAGGCGAUUCGCUCGCGCAAGCGCAUGGUCGACGGCGCGACCGGCCCCUCGGAGCGCGACCGCCGCAAGUUUCACAACAUCUGGAUCGUCGUCGCCUGGACGCACAUGGUCAACAUUACGCUCGCCCUCGUCCUCACCACCUUUGUCGUCUACUUUCGCGUCCACCACCCUUUUAUCGGGACUAUGGCUGAGACGCAUGCCCUAAUCGUCUGGCUCAAGACGACUUCGUAUGCCUUUACCAACCGCGACCUGCGCCACGCCUACCUCCACCCCGUCAAGGGCGAGUCGGUGCCCGAGCUCUACAAGGCCUGCCCGUACCCGGAGAACAUCACCAUGAACAACAUGACGUAUUUCUGGUGGGCUCCCACCCUCGUCUACCAGCCCGUGUACCCCCGCACCGACAAGAUUCGCUGGAUCUAUGUGGCGAAGCGCCUGGGCGAGGUCUUUUGCUUAUCCGUCUUCAUCUGGUUCGCCAGCGCCCAGUACGCCGCCCCUGUGCUACAGAACUCGCUCGAAAAGAUUGCCUCGCUCGACUUUUUCUCCAUCCUCGAGCGCCUGCUCAAGCUGUCCACCAUUUCUCUCGUCAUCUGGCUGGCUGGCUUCUUUGCCAUUUUCCAGUCCUUCCUGAAUGCGCUGGCCGAGGUAACGCGCUUCGGCGACCGCUUCUUCUACGACGACUGGUGGAACAGCGAGAGUCUAGGGUCCUACUGGCGCACCUGGAACCGCCCCGUCUACACCUACUUUAAGCGCCACGUUUAUAUGCCACUCAUCGGCCGCGGCUGGAAGCCCUCGACAGCGAGCUUUGCCGUCUUUUUUGUGUCGGCGGUGCUGCACGAGGUGCUCGUCGGCGUCCCUACCCAUAACAUUAUCGGUGUCGCGUUCCUCGGCAUGUUUCUGCAGCUGCCGCUCAUUGCCCUGACGGCGCCGCUAGAGAAGAUGAAGAUGGGCAACGGCGGCAAGGUGCUCGGCAAUGCCAUCUUUUGGGUGUCAUUUACCAUUUUCGGCCAGCCGUUUGCCGCGCUCAUGUACUUUUAUGCCUGGCAGGCCAAGUAUGGCAGUGUGAGCCGCCAGCCCAUGGCCUCUGGGACAAGAUAG